This is a messenger RNA of Styela clava, 3662 nucleotides long. The record is from RefSeq and is a predicted model, not a curated record. Lineage: Eukaryota; Metazoa; Chordata; Ascidiacea; Stolidobranchia; Styelidae.
CGGCGGUCAAUCAGAACGCAUUGUUACAUAACAAAAUAUACUUUCGACGGGGAAUAGUAGGUAGGACCUGUUUAAACUAAUUUAAACCAACCGCUCAGCGAAUGAUUGUCCCGAAAGCAAUAGUAUUUAUGUGCACUGUUUUGAAUUAUAUGGUCUUAUAUUAUCUUACUGAAUGUUUAAUUUACGGCCAAUAUACGCGAACAACAGCAUCACUUUCGAUAUUUAUUUCGGAGCUAUGUAAAAGUAUUGGACUCUGGACUUGGACACGAGUCCAGCGCAAAUACUCGGGAUUCGGCCGAGCCGAACCUUUUUGGAUUCGUCGCACCCCUACCAACUAGCUUAUUCAUCAGCAAUAUUGAGCAUCAAAAAUAGUGAUGAAUUUUUUAUUUGGGGCAUAUUGUUGAAUAUACCGCAAUUGUUUUAUUAUGUAUUUAUGUCAUAACUUCCUGUCUAGCUACAGCUUAUUCAUCAGCAAUAUUGAGCAUCAAAAAUAGUGAUGAAUUUUUUAUUUGGGGCAAAUUAUUGAAUAUACCGCAAUUGUUUUACUAUAUAUUUGUGUCAUAACUUCCUGUCUAGCUACUGAUUGUUUGUGAUAUGAUAUUACGUAAUGAAUUUUACGGUGCAUCAUUGACGAACUUUAUUUAUAACAACCCGUAGGUGAUAGUGAUGUGAUUUGUAUCGGGGAGAUUCUUCCAUCUGAAGAACUUCAGAAAAAGGCUGAAAAUCUCAUGUUACCGAAACAUUUUUAUAAUUUUCUUAAAGAAGGAGAAGAAAAUGAAACUGGGGAUGAUUCAGAAACAGGAGAUGAAAAGUCUCAACCAAAAGGAAAAGAAAAGUCAUCAAUCUUUCAAGCACUCACCACUUCUGUGUCAACUACGACUACUGAUAAGUCAACAUUUGGAUUCUCUGCUGGUGCAACAUCAUUUGGUGAUUUGAUUAAAUCUAACACAGGUGAUGGAUUCGCCUUCGGUAAUAAGUCAGGUGGAUGGAUAGGAAUGCCAGAGCAAAAGCCAUUGUUUGCCAGCCUGACUCAAGGUGGUGAUGAUGACGACGGAACACACCCAAGUGAAGAAAAUGCUGAUAUUCAUUUUGAACCGAUAGCAAGACUCCCUGAAAAAGUUGAAAUAAUUACAGGAGAAGAAGAUGAAGAAGAAUUAUAUUCACAACGAUGCAAAUUAUAUAGAUUUAAUAAACCAACUAAUGAAUGGAAAGAAAGAGGCACUGGGGAAAUAAAAUUGAAGAGACACAAUAAAAAUGGUCGUAUAAGAAUUGUCAUGAGACGAGAGCAAAUCUUUAAGGUCUGUGCGAAUCAUUAUAUUCGACCAGGCAUGACGAUGGAUAAAAGCAAGACCUCUGACAGAGCAUGGACUUGGACGGCAAUGGAUUUUGCUGACAAUAAAGAACCAACUAUGGAGAUAUUUACUGUCAGAUUCAAAAAUACAGAUCAAGCUGAGGAAUUCAAAGCAAAAUUUGAUGAAUGUCAAAUGAUGUUUUUAGAUGUGGAUCCUAUGACACCAUGCAAAGCGAGUUCAAUGAGAAGUAAAGAACUGUCGGACAAAGAAGAAAAAAUGAAAAAUGAGUUGAAAUUUUUCAAGGACAAGUUUUCCGAACAAACAAAUAUCCAGAAAGAGAACAGUGAGUCUAGCCCAACUGAAUCUGGACCUUUGAUGGUUGGAUCCCUCACUCCACUCGUUCAACAGCACACUCAAAGUUUGAGAGAAAAGUCUGAAGAUAUUGUCAAGAGAUCUGAUGACUCAAUACUAGACACACCACGCAAGCAAACUGAAAACUCCUUUGCAUCACGAGGCAAUAAAUUUUCAUUCCAACCUAAAGCUGAUAAUAAUCGACAAACUCCCAGCAGACAACACACUACAAGUGCAGGUUCUGAUGAUCCGCAGGCUGAAAGUGAUAUUCAAUUUGAACCAAUUUAUCAACUACCUGAUCAUGUGGAAAUAAUUACUGGAGAAGAAGAUGAACAAAUCCUGUUUGGAAAUCGAGCAAAAUUAUACAUGUUUCAUAAGGAGGCAAAACAAUGGAAAGAACGAGGUGUUGGAGACAUUAAAAUUUUACAACAUCUUUCAACUUUCAAAGUUCGAGUUUUAAUGAGAAGAGAACAGGUUUUGAAAGUUUGCUUGAAUCAUUAUGUUCAACCUGAAAUCAAACUUAGUUUUAAAGAACAGACGUCGGCUAAAACUUUGCUGUGGACAGCAACAGAUUUUUCUGAUUCUGAAAAAUCGGCUGGAGAGACGCUUCAAUUUGCACUACGAUUCAAAAAUCCUGAUACUGCGUCUGCGUUCAAAAACUUAUGGAAAGAAGGUGCAGAGGCAGCAGUUGCAGAAACAUUACUUGAACCUGACGAAUCCGCUAUCAAUACUUCAACUAUAAAACCCGGUGUUACCAGCCCUGGUGCUGUGGCCAAUAGCCCACAAAGUCUAGUUGAUCAGCCAAAGCCUACAUUUAGCUUUGCAAAUGUCCCAAGUCCAUUUGACGCAGCUAAAAAUGCUGAUGGAGAACCACAUAAAGUUAUGGGUUUUGUGUUCGGUAAAAGCACCCAGUCAGAAUCAACUCCGUCCACUGAUAAGUUUAAAUUUGAUGUUUCAAAGAUGUCUUUUAACUUAGGUUCAACAAGCACACCACAGAUGGGUAGUAUCAGUACACCAUCAGCGAAUUUCUUUACCCCACCUCAGAAUAUGGCAGAGCCUAGAACUGGAGCAGUCACGAAGUCUUUAUUCUCUGAAGAUUCUGCAUCGGAUAGUACAGUUAAUAGCAAUUUAUAUGUAACAUCGAGUGUUAAAUCUGUUGGAUUUAAAAAAGAUCCUUCUUUUCAGUUCCCUGGCGCAGGGCAAGUAAUGUUUCAGCAGCAAAACACGAAUGAAAAUGAUGAUCAGGAUCCAAGUUCUUAUGCCCCUGACACACAAUUCAAACCUGUAUUGGAUAAACUUCCACCCUUGGUUGAAAAGAAAACUGGCGAAGAAGGAGAAGAGAUUUUGUUCAAAGAAAGAUGUCGAUUAUAUCGAUACGAUAAAGAUACAAAUCAAUGGAAAGAGAGAGGAGUUGGUGACAUUAAAAUUCUAUUCAAUGAUAUACAGAAUAUGUAUCGUGUUGUUAUGAGAAGAGAACAGGUUUUAAAAGUUUGUGCCAAUCAUGUAAUCAAUGAAAAAACAGAACCAAAUUAUCAUUUGGGAUCUUCAAAAACUUGUUCAUAUUUUACCUUGGAUUAUACAGCUGGACCGACACCUACACCUGAGCAAUUUGCGUUCAGAUUCAAAACAGAAGAUAUGUGUAAAACCUACAUGAACAAAAUUGAAGAAGUGAAAGAACUACAACAAAACGAAUCUUCUUGUUAGCUUAUAUUUCCUAGUGCUAUCCAUUAUGGUUAGCUUAUGAUUCCUAGUACUAUCAAAUAUUUUCUCAUGGCAUUUUUUCAUACCUGGUGCUUUUCCUUCCAUGCGAAUUGUGACUAUACUUUGCCUAAUAUCACAUAUAAUGUAUGAUUACAUGUUCACGACAAUUUUUGCCUAAUUUUACUGCCAAUCAAAGUAGUCAAGUGGAAGGAUUAUUAUAAUGAUCGUGGAUGAAAAGAUGUUCAUCACCACUUAAUUGUACUUUAUGGUCUACGUUUCGAUAUUUUCUAGUGUUUAUUUUGAAAAUACAAUCACCUG